This is a messenger RNA of Sphenostylis stenocarpa, 345 nucleotides long. The record is from the annotation of a GenBank genome assembly. NCBI's taxonomy places the organism in Eukaryota, Viridiplantae, Streptophyta, Magnoliopsida, Fabales, Fabaceae.
AUGUUGGAUUUCCUUGCCUUUCUAACAGCUGUAUCAUUUGCGUUUUUUGCACCAGCUGGAGCUAAGAGGUUAAGGGAACCAGAGAAGAAAGAUGACUUCAAAACUAAAGGGUUAAACUGUGGUGGCAAGCAAGGAUUGGUAGUUGGGGCUAAUGAAGGAGGGGACCUUGCUAAGGGUUAUUGUGGGUGGGUGUGGAAAGCGUGGCAUAUAGACUCCCCACACAUGCUCUUUCCCACUCAUGCAUUAGGCAUCAAGUAUUACUGCAACUAUGCUACUGCCCCACCCUUCAGAAUACCCAGAGGGGUAUCUUGUGUUCUCAGAUCUGAUGAGGUAUUGUUGAGGUAA